This is a messenger RNA of Dendronephthya gigantea, 1446 nucleotides long. RefSeq lists its product as uncharacterized. Gene Ontology annotation, biological process: spliceosomal snRNP assembly; rRNA processing. The transcript has 9 exons. The coding region runs from base 72 to 1370 and encodes 432 amino acids. The record is from RefSeq and is a predicted model, not a curated record. Gene Ontology annotation, cellular component: SMN complex. NCBI's taxonomy places the organism in Eukaryota, Metazoa, Cnidaria, Anthozoa, Malacalcyonacea, Nephtheidae.
GCAAAUGAUGCCGUGGUAUGUUGGUCUUUAUCAUAAAGAUGAGGACAGUCUAAUCAUUCAGGUCUUACGUGAUGUCAUAUCUUCACUCUCCACCUUACAUACAUCCAGAUUUUGGGACGAAGGAACCACCAUUAGUGCCAGCCGCUCAAAUAUACAAAGACUUAGUCACACCAUUAUUAACAAGCGAAGAUGAUGAUGUCAUUUCUCCUAUCUUUGUACUGAAUAUGUUAAUGAAAUGUCUUUCCUGUGGUCUGAUCUCUACGGGUAAUCAGUCGCACUGGAUUCUCGAUCAAGAACCUUUGCAACUAUUGUUUAUUUUGUUGGAAAUGUACCAAGAUUGCGAGCAGUUUUGGAACGACUGGGUGAUGAAUUCGAGAGACGACGAGAUGGUGGGGAAUGAUGUCGCGUUGGAUGAAGCGUGGACCGAGAUGAACGUUGUUUUGAAAAUUGUUGAAGAAUUUCUGAUUCCUUUACUGGCCGAAAAUAUUUCUCACGAACCUGUCAGAUAUCAUGAUUAUAUCCCUUCUAUUCAAGACCAUUUAAACAUGCAAGAUUGGACGCCAUCACUAUUGCUAAUACCAUUGUUACAAAAUGAUAUAUUCAAGAAAUGCACAAUAAAGGUACCCAGUCCUAUCAUUGAUCUGUUUUCAAGCCAUCUAAAUGUGGAACCAAUUCAAGACCAAGAGUCACCAUUCUGGACGAUGUACUUCAGAGGUUGCGCUUCGUCCAAUGAGGUGUGUGGAAUGUGUUUAUCAAAACUGGAGGAGGGUGACGCUUUUAAAAAAGAAGCUUGUGACAACAAUCAAAUAAUUCAUGCUUUAGCCACGCUUCUGCCGUUCUGCUCUUGGACACAAUGGAAAAGAGUAUUAAGAGUAACCGCAGAAAUGAUGAAGUAUAAAUAUCUGGUUCUACCAGAGGAUUGGAAAACUGAUAUGAUGGUACUUCCAGAUAUUUCCAACUCAGAUGACAGUCUUCCAACAUCUGAGCUGUUAUUAUUAAUACUUCGCGAUAUAUCUAGAAACGAUUGGACAACAGCUUAUGUAUGGAAUACUGCACUUAAGAACUAUGUCUCAACGAUGAAGGAGCUAUCUUUGGAAAUCGGCAAGAAUAAUAACUUUGAGGUCUCAUGUCAUGUUUUGGCUCAUCUUGCAUACAUCGCAUUCAAGAUAGUUCCAGAAGCUCUCCAAGAGAACAUCAUCAUUAUAUUGCUUGAUAUUUUUAAUCAAUGUCUUUUGCGUGUUUCCGAUGAAAAUAUGGACCAGUGUUUGAACUAUUUGCAAGGUAUUUGCGAUAUGAUAUCUCGUACUGAACUCAAGCUCACUAUGAAGACUAAAAUGGAUAAGAUGUUUCCAGCCAACGUCCUAUCAUGAUCACAGGAGUGUCCAGUAAUUUGGGAAAUGAUAUCGUCGCUUUCUUAAUCCAUACAGGUAUUUUAACAUUCGUUGU